AUGGGCUUCCCUGCUCGCAUUUUCCGCAUACCGCGACCCAAAACCUUCCUCUACCUAAUGUCCCUUCGGACCGGCACCGAACUUUCCACUUUGUCGCUCCUACUUAACAAAGUCUCUGGCCUCUAUGGCCUCCUCGCCCUUCUGACCGGCCUUCACCUCUCUCCUCUCCAACUCUCCAUGUACAUCUACUCGCUUUUCGCACUUCUCAUUACAAUCCUCCUAGCGCCUCAUAUUCGAACACAGAGUCCCUUCCACUGCCUUGCGCUUGCUACAUUCUACAUACUUGAUAGUAUCAUAAACGCUGCUUACACGGCCGCAUUUGGCAUAACGUGGUUUCUCGUCAUUUCGCAGCACCAUAGCGAUGCGAAUGGAGGCAAGGCGCCUGGCGCUGGCGGUGAAACGAUUGGUGAUACAGCAGGCUUUACGAGUCCCGAGUUCAACGUCAGCCAUGUCGAUGUGGCUGUAGGACCGGACCAGGGCGUCCCUGGUCAUAAGAAUGAGGCGGUCACUUCAGGCUCUUUGGGAUCUCCAGCUACUACUGCAGCGUCACCCAGCCUAGGUGAUGGCGUGCUGCAGCCGGAAAGUAUUAGUAGCAUCGUUGCCAUCUGUGCGCUAUGGGCGAUCCGAGUCUACUUCGUGCUCAUCAUUAUGAGCUACGCACGCUUGGUAUUACGGAGGUAUGUGGCGUCUACCUCGCGGACCGGUAUCGGGAGCAAGUUAUCAGGGCUCAUAGAGGACCCAUUCGCCAUACACCUGCCCGAGGGCAAAGGCUGGAGGGGUAGGCUAGGGCGGGUAAUGAUAAGUGUGGGAAGAGGAUACUGGUUGGGGAGCGAGGAGGGUGAUGAUGCAUGGAUGAACGACGAGGUGGCAAUGGGUAGGAUGAAGAGGAGAGAACCAGCCCAGGGGGCUAGUGAUGCGCCUGGAGUCGUAGAGCGAGAACGCCGAAGACGCAGCGGAACUGGGCCUCCGCCUCCAAUGCCACAAUUACAAGGAGGACAGGGGCAACAUUUGAGGGUUCAAGAAGUGAGAGACGGGAAGUAA
Letharia columbiana is the source of this 1041-nucleotide messenger RNA. RefSeq lists its product as uncharacterized. Gene Ontology annotation, molecular function: inositol phosphoceramide synthase regulator activity. Gene Ontology annotation, biological process: inositol phosphoceramide metabolic process. The record is from RefSeq and is a predicted model, not a curated record. Gene Ontology annotation, cellular component: inositol phosphoceramide synthase complex; Golgi membrane. Lineage: Eukaryota; Fungi; Ascomycota; Lecanoromycetes; Lecanorales; Parmeliaceae. The coding region runs from base 1 to 1041 and encodes 346 amino acids. The transcript is spliced from 2 exons.